Molecule: messenger RNA, 1204 nt
Organism: Lecanosticta acicola
Lineage: Eukaryota; Fungi; Ascomycota; Dothideomycetes; Mycosphaerellales; Mycosphaerellaceae
Source: the annotation of a GenBank genome assembly
AUGUCUCGAUCCUUCCACGAUAUUCCUGAUUCCAUUAAAGUGAGUCGAAAUUCCAACGUGGCGCCACCCACGCACUUACCAUGUAUUGCCGAAGGAAAAAUGUGGCUUGAGCCUCAGCUUCAAGGAGAGCGCAAGACUCUAUCUGUGGCGUACUCAACAAAUCUUUAUCGGAAGAGGCCUCUUGACCAGCGAACAACUCGGAUACACCGCGCGCGAUGUUGAAGACCUCCGUAGCCGAUGGCGUCAAGACGAAGCUCGCUACACGGACUGCCUCAGCAAACUCGACAUACACAGCUAUUUCGGUCCCGCAGCCGUCCUGGACCCGUACAAGGAUAUCAUCAUCUCCGACGUCUACGACGAAAUCGCUCGCGCGGACAAGCAACAGGGCAAGUUCUGGCACUAUCUUCAGACGCAUACGGACUAUCUGGGGGAGCCCAAUUUCUACAUCAUCGAUGGCGUACUCUUUGAUUCGGAUGGCAGGACGCUUCCAUGGGAUGGUAAGAGCGAGCUACCGACAUCAUCUGGUAUAGUGUCUCCACACGUUGAAAAUCAGGACACUUUGCAAGCUAUAGAGGAGGCCAUGGAGCGGAUAGGCCUCUCGCCUUCUUCUAGUCGCCGGGAAACACCUCGCGACCCUCGCGAUCCUUCGCCUGAGGAAGGUCCCUCUCGGCGUAGAAGUCAAUACGCACCUUCCUAUCGCGAUCAAUCGCCAGAGGAAGGUCCCUCUGGGUAUGCAAUUCAAUACGACUCGCCGCCCACUCGCUCUUCUACACCACGGGUCCCUUCUGCUCGACAGCCCUCUCGCCGUGGCGAUGAAGAGUACGAGGCAGACCAGCCGCUACGUCGAGUGUCUGGCGGGUCCAGCUAUCGCACCCAGAAUAUUCAGGCAGCCUUAUCUUCUCGUCGUACUCCCGUUCGAGACACUCCCGUUCGAGACACUCGCGUUCGCCGAUCGGAGCCACGGCGUACCGACUACGAGGACGAGUACCCUCCUCCCACACCACGCUCUGCUCGUACUCCUCCUUCUUCAAGCAGUAGGUCUCAGCGAUCUACUGCCUCGGGACAAGACUACGGCUACGACGAUAGCCGCCAAACUCCUACUGCAAGUCGGCGUAACACGUACACUGCUCCUCAGCGUCGCUCCCCAGCCCCUCACACUUCGCAGAGAAGACUCCAGACCAACUAUAACGAUCAGUAUGAUUGA